AUGGUGGGCAACUCUAGCAUCAAACCAAAAGAUGAAUUAGGAACUGCUCUGCAAGAUGCAGUACUUGAUGGACACCUGGAUGUUGCUAAGCAGCUUCUUGGCCAGGGGCUGAUGUUAACGCCCAAGGUGGUCGAUAUGGAAAUGCUCUCUAAGCCGCAGCACUUAAUAGAUAUCUGGGACAGAGAGACCCUGAAUUUACUCCUUGAAGCUGGCGCAUAUAUUCACAUAGCCAAAGUUGAUGCUUUCCACCAGACGCCACUUCAUAUUGCCGCUUCUCACAACCCAGAAGUCCUCCAAGCCCUAGAAAGCUCAUUGAAUUCAGCUGCCAAUAACGAAAAGGGGGACGCAUGGCGCCGCAUGUAUGCCGCUAUCAACCAAGAAGACAUUGAUGGAUGUACCCCUUUACACCGCGCUGUUGAGAAUUCCGCUGGGGAGGCUGCGGAAUGGCUUAUCAAACAUGGUGCUGAUGUUAACAUUGAAGAUUUCAACAAGCUUACUCCAUUUCAGCGCGCCUCUCAACUGAUGGAUUUUGGAAUGAUGUGCCGCAUUUUCCCUCGUAUCACCAAGAGUUCAAUAAAGGCAGCAGACUGGAGAGCUUGCGUCCCAUCAAUCACAAAAAGGAACAUUAUUCUAGCCUUGGGACCAAAUAUAUCUCCAGUACAAGUGAAGUCUGGUCAGCAAUUAACGCAAUACUUUUAUGCGAUGUCAUAUUCCUUAGCUUUCUCCACGCCAAGCGUACCAGCACAAGGUGAUAAGUGUGUUGCCAAUGAUAUUCCACACAGGGCAGUCGUGCUUCUUGAAAACGAUAGCCUUCUCGGUCAAUCUUUUGUUGAGGGAGUCUGCUGGCGAUGGUGGCGCAAGGUCAUGAAACGGAAACCGCAGCCGACGAUGGAAAAGGACAAAGUUGAUCAGUGGCAUUAG
Molecule: messenger RNA, 921 nt
Organism: Penicillium waksmanii
Lineage: Eukaryota; Fungi; Ascomycota; Eurotiomycetes; Eurotiales; Aspergillaceae
Product: ankyrin repeat domain-containing protein
Exons: 3
Coding region: 1-921 (306 amino acids)
Cellular component (GO): cytoplasm; nucleus
Molecular function (GO): protein binding
Source: RefSeq, a predicted model, not a curated record